GUGAUCCUUCCAGUCCCCUCCCCGUCUUCAAUAUGGCGGCACCCAGGGGCACAAGCCGCACGUGAUGAAGUCCGAGCACCGGGCAAUCGGAGAGUGCGUGCAAGUGUGUGAGCCAGUUUCCUUCUGUACCGUCUGUUGCAUCCCUUCCACCCCCCAACUAGGUCCUCGCGGCCCCCUGCCUCUCUGCAGCCAUGAAGACAAAGCCCGUUUCCCACAAGACCGAAAACACGUACCGGCGGGUCAUGAAAUCUAACAUCUGGUGAAGCCACAUCGCCAACUUUCACCUGGUCCACCACAAUCUAGCAUGGAAAUUUUAUUUGAAAUGACACAACUGAACUUCUGCAAAUACAUUCAUUUCCUUACAUUUGCUGAACGACUGGGGAAUGUGAAUAUUGAUAUUAUUCACCGGAUUGAUAGAACUGCAAGCUAUGAUGAGGAAGUCGAAACCUACUUUUUUGAGGGUCUGCUGAAAUGGAGAGAAUUGAACCUUACAGAACACUUCGGCAAAUUUUACAAAGAAGUUAUUGACAAAUGCCAAUCCUUCAAUCAGUUGGUCUAUCAUCAAAAUGAGAUAGUUCAGAGUCUGAAGACUCACCUGCAAAUCAAGAACAGUUUUGCCUAUCAGCCCCUUUUGGAUUUGGUUGUACAGUUGGCACGAGAUCUGCAGACGGACUUCUAUCCACAUUUUCAGGAAUUUUUCCUGACUAUCACCUCACUCCUGGAGACUCAGGACACAGAGUUACUAGAAUGGGCUUUCACCUCACUGUCCUAUCUUUACAAGUACCUGUGGAGACUAAUGGUGAAGGACAUGUCCAAUAUAUACAGCAUGUAUAGUACACUCCUGGCUCAUAAAAAACUACAUAUAAGAAAUUUUGCUGCUGAAAGUUUUACUUUUUUGAUGAGAAAGGUUUCUGAUAAAAAUGCACUUUUCAAUAUAAUGUUUCUUGAUCUUGAUGAACAUCCGGAAAAGGUAGAAGGAGUUGGACAGUUGCUCUUUGAAAUGUGCAAAGGAGUUAGAAACAUGUUUCAUUCCUGUACAGGGAAGGCAGUGAAGCUAAUUUUACAAAAACUAGGACCAGUUACUGAAACAGAAACUCAACUACCAUGGAUUUUAGUUGGAGAAACACUCAAAAACAUGGUCAAAUCUACUGCGUCCUACAUCUACAAGGAACAUUUUGGUACAUUUUUUGAAUGUUUGCAAGAAUCACUCUUAGAUCUACAUACAAAAGUAACCACAACUAACUGUGGGGAAAGUUCUGAACAGAUAAGAAGGUUGUUAGAAACAUAUCUGAUACUUGUGAAACAUGGGAACGGAUCAAAGAUAAUCAAACCUAUCGAUGUUUGUAAGGUGUUAUCUCAAACAUUACAAAUAGCCAAUCUUUCUACAGCUUGCCGGGAGACCCUCUUGGCUGUAAUUUCUGCUUUGAUCCUGGGUGAAAAUGUUCCCUUGCCAGAGACUCUUAUCAAAGAAACCAUACAAAAAAUUUUUGAGAGCAGAUUUGAAAGACGUUUAAUUUUGGAUUUUUCUGAAGUUAUGUUUGUUAUGAAGCAGUUUGAGCAGCUUUUCCUACCAAGCUUUCUCUUGUAUAUUGAAAAUUGCUUCUUGAUUGAUGAGGCUGCUGUCAAAGAUGAAGCUCUGGCCAUUUUGGCCAAGCUCAUUCUGAACAAAGCAGCACCUCCCACUGCUGGCUCGAUGGCAAUUGAGAAGUACCCCCUGGUCUUUUCACAACAGACAGUGGGAUCCUAUUUAAGGCAGAAGAAGACCAGAUCCAAGGGAGGAAAAGAACAGAUCCCAGUAUUGGACCACCUCUUAUCUAUAAUUCAGUUACCCCCAAAUAAAGAUGCUACUUACCUUUCACAUUCUUGGGCAGCCCUUGUCGUGUUACCUCAUAUUAGACCUCUUGAGAAAGAUAAGGUGAUACCACUAGUCACAUGCUUCAUAGAGUCACUCUUCGUGAAUGUUGACAGAGGCAGCUUUUCAAAAGGAAACUUAUUUGUUCUUUGUCAAGCUGUAAAUACUCUGCUAAGUUUGGAAGAAUCUUCUGAACUUCUUCAUUUGGUUCCUGUGGAACGUGUGAAGAAUUUAGUAUUAACAUUUCCUUUGGAGCCAUCUGUGUUGCUGUUAGCCGAUCUCUAUUAUCAGAGAUUAUCCUUAUGUGGCUGCAAAGGGCCACUUUCUGAGGAAGCUUUAAUGGAAUUAUUUCCCAAGUUACAAGCAAACAUUUCAACUGGUAUAUCCAAGAUUCGGCUUUUGACAAUAAGGAUCCUAAACCAUUUUGAGCUUCGACUUCCAGAAUUGAUGGAGGAUGAUGGGCUCUCAGAGCGUCAGUCUGCCUUUGCUAUAUUACGCCAGGCAGAACUUGUCCCAGCAACUGUGAGCGAUUACAGAGAGAAGCUUCUUCAUUUGAGAAAACUAAGACAUGAUGUGGUACAGGCUGCAGUCCCUGAUGGGCCGUUACAGGAGGUGCCGCUUCGUUAUUUAUUAGGCAUGUUAUAUGUUAACUUCAGUGCCCUCUGGGAUCCUGUCAUUGAACUCAUAAGUUCUCAUGCACACGAAAUGGAAAAUAAGCAAUUUUGGAAAGUUUACUAUGAACAUCUAGAAAAAGCAGCUGUACACGCUGAGAAAGAGCUGCAAAAUGAUGUCAGAGACGAGGAGUCCAUUGGAGAUGAAAAUUGGGAGCAGACUCAGGAAGGAGAUGUUGGAGCUCUUUAUCAUGAGCAGUUAACAUUGAAAACUGACUGUCAGGAAAGACUGGACCACACCAACUUUCGUUUUUUGCUCUGGCGAGCUCUGGCAAAAUUCCCAGAGAGGGUAGAACCACGGUCCAGGGAGCUCUCCCCACUUUUCCUGAGAUUUAUCAACAAUGAGUAUUACCCGGCAGACCUGCAAGUCGCUCCAACCCAGGAUCUGCGAAGGAAAGCCAAAGGGGAGGCAGCAGAGGAAGUAGAAGAGGAACCUGCUGCAGGAGAUGCUGAAGAGCUGGAGGAAGAAGUGGUGCCCAUGGAUGAACCCUCACAGAAGAAAAAGACAAGAAGAGCUGCAGCAAAGCAGUUAAUUGCUCAUUUGCAAGUUUUCUCUAAGUUUUCAAAUCCACGAGCCUUAUAUCUGGAGUCUAAAUUAUAUGAGCUGUAUCUUCAGUUGUUGCUACAUCAAGAUCAAAUGGUGCAAAAAAUAACCCUGGAUUGUAUAAUGACAUACAGACAUCCACAUAUCCUCCCUUACAGGGAAAACUUACAAAGAUUGCUUGAAGACAGAAGCUUUAAGGAAGAGAUAGUGCAUUUUAGCAUUUCUGAAGAUAAUUCAGUAGUGAAAACAGCCCACCGAGCAGAUCUGUUUCCUAUUCUGAUGAGAAUUUUGUAUGGCCGAAUGAAGAAUAAGACUGGCAGUAAAACUCAGGGGAAAGCCGCUUCAGGCACCCGCAUGUCCAUUGUCCUGAGGUUCCUCGCUGGGACCCAACCGGAGGAGAUCCAGAUAUUCUUAGACCUGCUAUUUGAACCUGUGAAGCACUUCAAGAACGGAGAAUGUCAUUCUGCAGUCAUUCAAGCAGUAGAAGAUUUGGAUUUGUCUAAAGUUCUUCCUUUAGGUCGUCAGCAUGGUAUCUUAAAUAGCCUUGAAAUAGUAUUGAAGAACAUCAGUCAUCUGAUCAGUGCAUACUUACCAAAGAUUUUGCAGAUAUUGCUGUGCAUGACAGCGACUGCAUCGCACAUCCUUGACCAGCGAGAAAAGAUACACCUCAGGUUUAUUAACCCACUGAAAAAUUUAAGACGUCUUGGAAUCAAAAUGGUAACUGACAUCUUUCUGGAUUGGGAGUCUUACCAAUUCAGAACUGAAGAAAUUGAUGCUGUAUUUCAUGGUGCAGUUUGGCCCCAGAUCAGAAGGCUUGGAUCUGAGAGUCAGUAUUCUCCUACUCCUCUGCUGAAACUAAUUAGUAUCUGGAGCAGAAAUGCAAGAUAUUUCCCUUUCCUGGCUAAACAGAAACCUGGGUACCCAGAGUGUGAUAUUCUGACCAACGUUUUUGCAAUUCUCUCAGCAAAGAAUCUCUCUGAAGCCACAGCCACUAUUGUGAUGGAUAUAGCUGAUGACCUUCUUAACCUUCCAGAUUUUGAACCCACAGAAACACUUUUGAGCUUGCCAGUAACUGGAUGUGUAUACACAGAAAGUGCAGAUGAGUCUGUCACGUUGGGAGGACAAUUAAUUCUACCUCAUGUUCCUGCAAUUCUCCAGUAUUUCAGCAAAACCACAAUAAGUGCAGAAAGGGUGAAAAAGAAGAAGAAUAGGGCACAAGUCAGUAAGGAACUUGGCAUUCUGUCAAAGAUCAGCAAGUUCAUCAGAGACAAAGAACAAAGUUCUCUACUCAUUACACUUCUUCUUCCUUUCCUUCACCGUGGCAAUAUUGCUCAGGAUACAGAGGUUGAUAUUUUGGUGACAGUACAAAACCUGUUGAAACAUUGUCUGGAGCCUACAAGCUUCCUCAAGCCUCUAGCAAAACUCUUUUCGGUUAUUAAAAAUAAGUUGUCAAGACAAUUGCUUUGUACAGUUUUCCAGACUCUUUCUGAUUUUCAGAGUGGAUUAAAAUAUAUUACUGAUAUUGUCAAGCUUAACGCCUUUGAUCAAAGACAUCUUGAUGAUAUCAACUUUGAUGUUCGCUUCUCAACAUUCCAGACCAUCACUUCUUAUAUUAAAGAGAUGCAAACUGUGGAUGUUAACUACCUAAUUCCAGUUAUGCAUAAUUGUUUCUAUAAUAUGGAGUUAGGAGACAUGUCUUUAAGUGAUAAUGCCAGCAUGUGCCUGAUGAGUAUCAUCAAAAAACUAGCUGCUCUGAACGUCACAGAAAAAGAAUAUAGGGAAAUCAUUCAUCGUUCACUCCUGGAGAAGUUGAGGAAAGGAUUGAAGAGCCAGACAGAGAAUAUACAACAGGAUUAUACCACAGUGCUUUCCUGUUUAGUUCAAACCUUUCCAGAUCAACCAGAAUUUAAAGACUUGGUACAGCUUACUGAUUGCCAUGAUCCAGAAAUGGACUUCUUUGAGAAUAUGAAGCACAUUCAGAUCCACAGAAGAGCAAGAGCCUUGAAGAAACUGGCAAAACAACUAAUGGAAGGCAAAGUUGUGCUUUCUUCUAAAGCUCUUCAGAAUUACAUCAUGCCUUAUGCCAUGACUCCAAUUUUUGAUGAGAAAAUGCUCAAGCAUGAAAAUAUAACCAUUGCUGCCACAGAAGUUAUUGGAGCUAUUUGCAGACAUCUCUCUUGGUCAGCAUAUAUCUAUUACUUGAAACAUUUCAUUCAUGUUUUACAGACAGGACAGGUCAAUCAAAAGCUGGGUGUCAGUUUGCUAGUAAUAGUGUUAGAAGCAUUCCACUUUGACCACAAAACUCUUGAAGAACAAGUGAGAAAAAUCCAGAAUGAUGAAAGUGACUUUUGUUGUUUACUAAACAUAGACACAAUAGAAGUGAUUGAGUUGCCCGAGCAUGAAACCAUGGAAUUAGAGCAAAUGGAUGAGGAAGAGAAGGAAAACAAAUGUAAGAGUUUGUCAGACAAUAGCCAAGAAUUGGGAAAUCCUGAUCCAGCUGAUUGUGAAGGGACAUCAGCUAGAGAACCUGAGUGUAUCACGGAGUCCAUCUCUUUCCUUCCUCGGAAUAAGGAAGAAUUGGAGAGAACAAUUAAAAAUAUCCAAGGAACCAUAACUGGGGAUAUCCUUCCCCGGCUACAUAAAUGCCUGGCAUCUACGACUAAAAGGGAAGAAGAACACAAGCUCAUAAAAUCCAAAGUUGUGAAUGAUGAGGAAGUAGUUCGCGUUCCUUUAGCUUUUGCCAUGGUUAAACUAAUGCAGUCCCUUCCACAAGAAGUUAUGGAAGCUAAUCUGCCAAGUAUUUUGUUGAAAGUAUGUGCCCUCCUCAAGAACAGAACACAGGAAAUCAGAGACAUUGCACGCAGCACUCUAGCAAAAAUAAUAGAAGAUCUAGGUGUGCACUACCUACAGUAUAUUUUAAAAGAGUUACAGACUACCCUUGUCCGUGGAUAUCAGGUCCAUGUGCUAACUUUCACUGUUUACAUGUUGCUGCAAGGCCUCACCAACAAGCUACAAGUUGGGGAUUUGGACUCUUGUUUAGAUAUAAUGAUAGAGAUUUUUAACCAUGAGUUGUUUGGUGCCAUUGCUGAAGAGAAGGAAGUGAAGCAGAUCCUCUCCAAGGUCAUGGAGGCACGAAGAAGCAAAAGUUACGAUUCUUAUGAAAUCCUGGGCAAGUUUAUAGGAAAAGAUCAGGUUACAAAACUUAUCCUUCCAUUAAAAGAGAUCUUACAAAAUACCACAAGUUUAAAACUGGCCCGGAAAGUUCAUGAAACCUUGCGCCGAAUCAUAGCAGGAUUAAUUGUAAAUCAGGAAAUGACUGCAGAAUCCAUUCUAUUGCUCAGUUAUGGUUUGGUCAGUGAAAAUCUCCCCCUGUUAACAGAAAAAGAAAAAAAUCCAGGAGCCCAUGCACUAGAUCCACGUCUCCCACCCGAGAGCUGUCUUCUGCUCCCCCCAACUCCAGUUCGAGGUGGGCAGAAAGCUGCUGUGAGCAGGAAAACCAACAUGCACAUAUUUAUUGAGUCCGGGCUUCGGCUGCUACAUCUGAGUCUGAAGACUUCCAAGAUCAAGUCUUCAAGUGAACCUAUUCUGGAAAUGUUGGAUCCUUUUGUCUCUCUCCUCAUAGACUGCCUGGUUUCCAUGGAUGUGAAGGUGAUCACAGGUGCUUUACAAUGCCUGAUCUGGGUCUUGAGGUUCCCUCUGCCUUCCAUAGAAACAAAAGCAGAACAGCUGACCAAACACCUUUUCCUUUUGCUGAAGGACUAUGCAAAACUUGGAGCUGCCAGGGGCCAGAACUUCCACCUGGUGGUAAAUUGUUUCAAGUGUGUGACCAUACUUGUGAAGAAAGUGAAGUCUUACCAGAUAACCGAGAAGCAGCUUCAAGUUCUACUAGCAUAUGCUGAGGAAGACAUUUAUGAUACUUCAAGACAGGCUACUGCAUUCGGUCUUCUGAAGGCCAUUUUAUCAAGAAAGUUGUUGGUCCCGGAAAUCGAUGAUGUCAUGCGGAAAGUAUCUAAGUUGGCAAUUUCUGCACAAAGCGAACCCGUCAGAGUCCAGUGCAGACAGGUUUUUCUGAAAUAUAUUCUUGACUAUCCCCUGGGUGACAAAUUGAGACCAAACUUGGAAUUCAUGCUUGCUCAACUGAAUUACGAACAUGAGACUGGGAGAGAGUCUGCACUGGAAAUGAUCUCCUAUCUCUUUGACACAUUCCCUCAGGGACUGCUCCAUGAGAACUGCGGAAUGUUCUUUAUUCCUCUUUGUCUAAUGAUGGUGAAUGAUGACUCUGCCAUGUGUAAAAAGAUGGCAUCCAUGACAAUCAAAUCUUUACUCAGUAAAAUCAACCUUGAGAAAAAAGAUUGGCUCUUUGAAAUGGUUACCACCUGGUUUGGAGCAAAAAAGAGCUUAAAUAGACAACUGGCUGCCCUCAUCUGUGGCUUGUUUGUGGAAAGUGAAGGAGUCUCUUUUGAGAGAAGACUUGGAACUGUUCUUCCUGUGAUUGAAAAGGAAAUUGAUCCCGAAAACUUUAAAGAUAUCAUGGAAGAGACUGAAGAAAAAGCUGCAGAUCGCCUUCUGUUUAGUUUUCUUACACUGAUUAGUAAACUCAUCAAGGAAUGUAAUAUUAUUCAGUUUACCAAGCCCUCUGAGACGUUGAAUAAAAUCUGGAGUUAUGUGCACUGUCACCUGAGACAUCCACACAGCUGGGUGUGGCUCACUGCAGCCCAGAUUUUUGGAUUACUCUUUGCCUCUUGCCAACCAGAGGAACUUAUUAGACAGAAGGCCAAAAAAACUAAAAAGAAACUCUCAGUACCUGUAGCAAUAAGGUUCCUAACAAAUGACCUUGAGCAAAAGAUGAAAAGUAUCUCCCUAGCCUCUUGCCAUCAAUUGCAUUCCAAAUUCUUAGAUCAGUCCCUAGGAGAGCAGGUUGUUAAGAAUUUGUUAUUUGUAGCCAAAGUCUUGUAUUUACUGGAACCUGAAUCUGAGGAUAAGCAAGGUAAGAUAAAAGAAGACAUGGAAGAAGAAGCAGCUUUAGGAGAUGGUGUGGCCAGAGGGGAAGUGAAAGAACACAAGUCCUGUGCACAUGUGAAGAUGGACCCUGACAAAGAAGAGAACGAGGAGGCAAAGGAAGAACACAGCAAGCCAGCCACGCUGCUGUGGCUGAUCCAGAAGUUGUCCCGGAUCGCAAAACUGGAGGCUGCCUAUUCACCUAGAAACCCCUUAAAGAGAUCGUGCAUCUUUAAGUUUCUCGGAGCUGUAGCAUUGGAUCUUGGAAUAGACAAGGUGAAGCCGUAUCUCCCAGUGAUCAUAGCUCCUUUGUUCCGAGAAAUGAACAGCACCUACUCGGACGAGGAUCCUAUGCUGAAGAAUCUAUCCCUGGAAAUCAUAGAAUUACUCAAAAAGCUGGUUGGACUUGAGAGCUUCUCCUUAGCCUUUGCCUCAGUACAGAAACAGGCUAAUGAGAAAAGGGCACUCCGGAAAAAGAGGAAGGCUUUAGAGUUCGUAACUAAUCCUGAUAUUGCUGCCAAGAAAAAGCUGAAGAAACACAAAAAUAAAAGUGAAGCAAAGAAGAGAAAGAUAGAGUUCCUGCGUCCAGGCUAUAAGACCAAGAGACAAAAGAGCCACAGCCUGAAAGAUUUAGCAAUAGUGGAGUAAUAUGCUCCCUCUGCUGAUAAAGUAUCACAAUUUACCCCAAGGCAUGAACUUCUCCAUGUAUCUGCUGGUCUGAAAUCACAGCAGGUUUUAUUAUUUAAGUUAAACUGGCACAGAUUGUAUAUUACACAGUUUAAUCAUGCUUAUAUUUUUUAAAUUAAAACAUUUUCAUAAUACUACUGUAUCUUCACUGUCUAAAAAACAUGACACUAGUGAUAAUGUUUUUUUUUAAGUCAUAUUUUAAAAUAGCAAGACAAUGUAGAAGUUAGAAAUAAAACAAGUGAUAUGCAAUACUUUUAUGGAGAAAAUUAUAAAACUUUAUCAAAAGUCAUUAAAAGAAAUCUGCACAAAUGAAGAAAUAACCAUGUUCAUGAACAGCAAGACUUAGUAUCAUAAGAUACUAGUUCUUCCCAAACUGGAUCCCAUUGGUUAAAGGCAUAUCUGUGUAAAAUCCCAAGAGUUCUUCAUAUUAUCCUAACAAACUGAUUCUAAAAUUUAUAUGGAAGAUAAGCUGAAAAGGGUGAGUUUUCCCUGUCAGAUAUCAAAAGUAAGUCACAAGAAGUGCUCUCCAUAGUGAACAUGUAAUAAAUUCUACAUGAAAAUUAAAAAUUUCUGCUUGUGCGGACACAACCGGGAUAUGGUAUGUAGCAUAUAUGGAUAAUGAAUGUAGUAGUACCCAGGUUACAUAAUGAAUAAUUAUGAAUCAACAAAGACAAUCCAGUAGAAAAAGUGUCACUGCAGAGAAGAAAAAGAAAUGGAGCUUAAACAUUAAUACUUGAUGUGGCUAUCCUAGUUCCUAAACAUUCAAGUACUUAUGUACUAGUUGGUAAGUAGUCACUGCCUUGGGACACACAAGUGCCACCUUGGCUAUGUGAGUCCCUAGAUUCCCUAUCUCCCCACACCAAAAAUUACAGGAUUAACACCUGGACUAGUAGGGGUCUUCCUACAUCAGCUAUGUCUGGUUAUUUAAUACUUUGAAUCACUCCUAUAUUCAACCUCAGUAAUUACAAAAAUGCAAAUUAACAUCAGAAUGAAAUUCCAUUUUGAACCCUUUAGUUUGAUAAGGUUGACAAUGCCAAGUGUUGGCAAGCUUGGGGAAGCAAAGGGAACUCUUAUAAACCACUUUGGAAAACAAUGUGGUAUUAUCUUGUUCACCUAUACGGUAUCUUUGUCUCAAUCUACACGUGGUGUGGAAGCAAUAUUCUUUAGUGCUCAAUAUAUUGGGGAGGCGGGAAGAAUCCAUCCUAUGUGCCAGAUACUUUGCUAACAUUUUGUUUAGUCCUCAUAGUAUUCCUGAGAGCCGCCUAAAAUUGCUUCUUAUUUAACUGAUAAACUGAGACUCAGGUUAGGUAAUUUACCUAAGGGUAACAGAGGUUGCAGGUGGCAUAAGUAGGAUUCACACCCAGGACUGAAAGCCUAUGCUUUUUAUAAUUUCUAAUUAUGGAGUCAGAAUAUAGCAUAUGGCAUAGAAAUCAAAUGUUCAAACAUUCUUGAACUUCAGCAUCUGUGUUUUGAUGUAGUUUGUCUCAAACAGGAGUUCUCACACUUCCAAGGGGUUUGUAAUGUGCCAAAAGCAUAAACAUGGGGCAUCACAGAAGGCUGACUGCAAUUAAUUCUAAGUGAUUUAAAGUGCAUGUACAGCUUUUAUAAAAAUUUUUAAAAUAAAAAAAUCAGAAGUUAACACUAAGACAAAAAUCAGAAAGAACAAGUAUCUCAGGGAUAUUGAGCACAAUUUAGUAAAUAUUUAUUCAGUGCCUACUGUAUGCCAAGUGCACCACACUAGAUGCAAGGGAUACUAACAAUAAGAUAUGGUCCCUUCUCUCAAGGAGCUUACCUUUCUACAACUCAGCACUUAUCUCAAAUAUUCUAAUAGCAAAAUUCCACCACUCUUUUUAAAUGUUAACACAUGACACAGCAUAAUUACCAACCAGAGUUAUAAAACAGAAUAUUAGAGCUAAAAGAAGCCUUUGAUAUGAUUUGUCCAAGUCUCUCGUUUUAUGGAAAACAAACAAACUGAAGGAAUGGCCAUUUAUGCCUAGAACUCGUGUUCAGAUUUUAAGUUUGGUGCUUCUCCCAUUUUCAGGGUUCUGCAAAAUAAUAUUCAGUAGAUUUUUUAAGUAACAUUCAAACUCCUGUAACUUACCUAUAUAGUUGUUUCCUACUAGACAAGGACCUCAUAAUUAUACCAUUUUAAAAUUAGUGUAUGCUCUGUUUACCCCAUUCUAGCCUUUGUGAUAAAACAGAGAGAUCACAGUCAUUCAAGUGCCGGUGUCUGCUACUACUUCAGGUGUGUUCAGUAUUCAAGAUGGCAAGAAUGUUAUGUGCUGCCCAGCAUCUGCCUGCCUGGGCCUCUCUCCGCCCACACUUCUCACAAUGUUCCUAAAGUGCUGGGGUGGGGGUGUGGGGCACCUAGCUACUUAGGUACAAACCCUGCCACUGACCAGAAGGAAACCCAAGUAGAAGUUGAAGCAGUACUAUUUUCCUAGCUGGCAAACAUAUAACCUACUAUUUCAACCAUGCAUAUACUCUAAGGUGCCAUAAUGUGCCAGGCACUACAUUGGAUUCUAAGGAUAUAUAUGAAAAAGUCUGUCCAUCAGGAGCGAUUUGGAAACUAUGAAACAAUGUUAAUUACAUUCUCAGUAAUAUUAGAUGCAGCACUAACACUUGGGCCUGGAAGGUCUCCAAAAAAGACUUCAGAGACCAAAUUAAGAAUGGUGCUGGGGAAUGGGCAGAAAGAUUAAAGUCCCCCCCAUAAAAAGGGGGUGCCUGGGUGGCUCAGUCAUUAAGCGUCUGCCUUCAGCUCAGGUCAUGGUCCCAGGGUCCUGGGAUCGAGCCCCACAUCAGGCUUCCUGCUCCGCGGGAAGCCUGCUUUUCCCUCUCCCACUCCCCCUGCUUGUGUUCCUUCUCUCGCUGUCUCUCUGUCAAAUAAAUAAAUAAAAUCUUUAAAAAAAAAAAAAAUUAAAGUCCCACAGGUAAAAAGAGAAAGCCACAUUCAUUUGAUCUAAAAGACCAAAAGUAUGAAGGAGAGGCUAUAGGCCUCCAGAAAGGCGUUGGCUAGAACAGGGAAUGGACCACUAGUGUUCACAAGAACACCAGUGAGGGGCAUCAAGUAUUUUAAAUGCUGGUUGUCCAACUUAAAGAUUCCCCCAAGUUUAAGGUAAAUACAAGGGACCAUAUUCUGUCACCACUGUAGCCAAUCCUGUGGUAGACUGGGUAGUUUGAAAAGUUCCUCUGAACAUAAUU
This is a messenger RNA of Zalophus californianus (California sea lion), 11953 nucleotides long. It is a transcript of the gene UTP20, whose product is annotated as UTP20 small subunit processome component. The transcript has 63 exons. The record is from RefSeq and is a predicted model, not a curated record. NCBI's taxonomy places the organism in Eukaryota, Metazoa, Chordata, Mammalia, Carnivora, Otariidae. The coding region runs from base 305 to 8713 and encodes 2802 amino acids. Gene Ontology annotation, cellular component: small-subunit processome; nucleolus; 90S preribosome.